Messenger RNA from Megalops cyprinoides (Indo-Pacific tarpon), 2454 nucleotides. RefSeq names its product leucine rich repeat containing 47 (gene lrrc47). The transcript has 7 exons. Gene Ontology annotation, molecular function: phenylalanine-tRNA ligase activity; RNA binding; protein binding. Bases 12 to 1718 code for a protein of 568 amino acids. The record is from RefSeq and is a predicted model, not a curated record. Gene Ontology annotation, biological process: phenylalanyl-tRNA aminoacylation. NCBI's taxonomy places the organism in Eukaryota, Metazoa, Chordata, Actinopteri, Elopiformes, Megalopidae.
CACUGAGAAGUAUGGCGGGGAUGGAAGAGUCUGGGGAGAAGUGGGCUGAGAUAGAGAGAGCUGCGUCAGAGAAAAGACGCGAACUCGUCCUGCAGGGUCCAAACAUCGAUAAGAAAAUACAAACCGGCGGACUGAAUCCCAGCAUAUACUCUCUAACGCUGCUGAAUUACCUUGAAAUCAGCCAGUGUCCGAGUCUUUUGGAGAUCCAUGAAGAGAUUCAAAAUCUGACACACCUCCAGAGCUUGAUUCUUUGUAGAAAUAAGAUAUCUACAAUACCAAAAGCCGUUGGUAGUCUGAAGUCACUGAAGGUGUUGGAUGUGUCUGUCAACGAGCUGAAAGCUUUACCCGACGAGUUAUCACAGCUCAGUGAGCUCAACACUUUAAACGUCAGCUGCAAUAAGAUCACAGGCCUUCCCAACGGACUGAGCAAAUGCGCGAAGCUUUCCUCAAUCAACAUCUCCAAAAAUGAGAUCUCUCGCCUCCCUGAAGACCUUUACUCCGCUGAACUGGAGCUUCUCAGCACCAUCAUCGCCUCGGAGAAUGCGAUCGAGGAAUUAAGUGGAGACAUUAGUAAUCUGCCGGCGCUAAAGAAUCUGGACCUCUCCAAUAACAAGCUAAGUGACAUCCCAUUUGACCUCGCCGAUUGCUCCAAGCUUAAGGAAAUAAACUUUAAGGGAAACAAACUGAAAGACAAGCGUCUGGAGAAGAUGGUGAACGGUUGCCAAACAAAAUCCAUUUUGGACUACCUGCGGGCAGGCGGUAGAGGCAAGGGUAAAGGCAAGCAGCCAAACGGAAGUGAGAAGGAGGAUGGUGGCAAAGAGAAAGACAAAAAGAAAAGGACUGACAGGCGUCAGAAGAAUAAAAAGGACGAGGACGAGGUGGAGGAAGUGAACCGGAUGGUGGUGAAGGUUCUCCAUGUGUCUGACAACCCCACGGCAUUCACGGUGAAAGUGGCGCCACAAUUGAAAGACGUUCGGCCUUACAUCGUUUGCUGUAUUGUCAAAGGCAUGAACUUGAAGCCGGGAAAUGCACUUAAGCGGUUUCUCGCAGCGCAGAUCAAACUCCAUGAUGAGAUUUGCGGAAAAAGAACGACCGCAACCAUCGCAACUCAUGACUUUGAACUUCUCCAUUGGCCAUUAUUGUAUGAUGCCAGACCACCUAAAACGCUGAAGAUCGUCCCCCUGGGCCGUAAGGAGAUGAACGCUGUGGACCUGAUGAGGCAGCUCCAGCUGGAGGCAGAGGAGCAGAGAAAACAGAAGAAGCGGCAGAAUGUGUCAGGCCUUCAUAAAUACCUGCAGCUGCUUGAUGGGAAAGAAAACUACCCCUGUGUGGUUGAUGCGCAAGAUCACGUCAUUUCAUUCCCGCCAAUCACCAACAGUGAAAAAACAAAGAUGAGAAAGUCCACUAGCACGCUGUUUGUGGAGGUGACCAGCUCUACCAGCCUGCAGAUCUGCAAGGACGUAAUGGACAGUCUGAUUGUGAAAAUGGCAGAGCUGAACAAAUUCACCUUUGAUCACAAGGAGGAAUCCGUUUCAGAUGGGGAAUCGGAUCUGGCCGGUAACGACAAGGCAACAGAGCCAGCGGCAAACGAAAUGACGUCAUCGGAGCUGCUGGUGCAGCAGGUUCGGAUUGUGGACACGGAUGGGAACCUGAAGGUUGUGUACCCGUCGAAAACAGACCUUGCCUCAGAGGUGCCCAACUUGACUGUCGUUCGCUAGCUCUGUAAGAACUUGCCAAUAGCAAGCAGCCACUGCGCUCCUAAUUCUGGGUUACAGGAACAUACCAGCAAACUGGUCAUACGUUAUGAGGCAGAAAUGUAACUUAUUCCUCACGAUUUGCUUAUUGUUCAUUAUCAAUGAAAUUCUUUGGUUUGCUACAUAUUUUUUUGCUGGGUUUCUCAAUUCCAGCUGUACGUGCACACAGUACACUACUCUACACUGACAGGGUUACUUCAGCUGGUUCAAACGUAACUUGAUUUUAUAUGUCACUUCAAUGUUAAUAGAUGCACAGUGUAUAUACUUGACAACUUGUGAGUUAGCAGAUGGAAUAUCUGCCAUGCCAACCUUUGGAAAGAAUAGAGGCAUAAUGUCACACCAUCUGGAAAGGAACACAGUGCCACAGGAGAAAGACCGUUUGUUUUUUUCCCCCCAAGUUUGUCACACUUUGUUUCUUUUGCUUCUGUUGCUCUUAACCUCUGUGUGUUGGUUGUGUGUAUAAAGACUUGAUUUCACAAUGUAUGGUGCAGUGAUUAAACUGCUAAUGUUAGUGUAGCUAUGCCGGUAUUGUGCAGGACAGGCAGGAGUAAAUGUAUUUGACAUGUGCUCUCAUGCGAUUAUUCGUUUUCAUUGGUAAUAUUAAGUGUCUAUGUUACCGCACAACACAGAUCGAUGUGUUAAUUUUUUAUGAGGCCACAUUUACCGUGUACUUUCUACAGAAUGAUAUCAUUUGUUUGAA